Messenger RNA from Aspergillus wentii DTO 134E9, 1185 nucleotides. RefSeq lists its product as uncharacterized. Lineage: Eukaryota; Fungi; Ascomycota; Eurotiomycetes; Eurotiales; Aspergillaceae. The transcript has a single exon. The record is from RefSeq and is a predicted model, not a curated record. Bases 1 to 1104 code for a protein of 367 amino acids.
AUGCGUCAUUUCGAUGCCUGGCUCCUUCGUGACCCUUACUCCAUCUGGCAUUACUACUCCACCGGUCGACGAUGGCAGGAAACCGUUCGCGAUCUCAUCCAGGAUCGUAAGAUCUGUGCGCCUCCAGUCCAACUGCCCCCACCCUCCAAUCCCAUCGAUCCUUAUGCCCGUCCCAUCAACCCUCAAGACGAAAGCAUGUUGCUACGCCAUCUGCCCCCCGAAGUCCGCCUCAUCAUCUACAACUAUGUCUUUGGCGAUGAGGCCGUCCACCUCGUCCAGAUCAAGGAUAAAAUCCGCCAUGUUCGGUGCUGUCAUUCUGCUUCCUCGCUCGACUCCAACCGACACUGUUGUCCUGCUACUCCGGCUCGAUGGCGCAUCGCUGACCACACUACCGACCGCAUGCUCUACCCUCACACGCAUGCCGCUCUCCCUGAGCUGCUGAGCAAUUCGUCGCUUGCUCUCCUGCGUACUUGUCGUGGUAUCUACGUCGAAGCUGCUGAUCUACCUUACUCCAACCCCGUCUUUGACGUCGACGACCUACACACCUUCAUCGCCUUCUCGCUGUCCAUUUCCCCUGACCAUCUGCGCGCCAUCAAACGACUAACCGUCCAAUGGAUGCCCAUCUGGCAACCCAUGGCUGGCGAAGAACACAAGUCCUCCAUCUUCUCACACACUCACAAUGACCGGCUUUGGGCGCUCUUCUGGACUCGUGUUGCGGCUCUCGACGGCCUGGAAGAGUUACGGCUUAGUCUUGACCUUGGCCGUUUCAGUGGGAACACCAUUGGGGGCCUGAUUGAUGGGAAAAAGCGUCUGAGGCUGGCGAUUGAUGAGCCCUGGGUUCGUCCGUUGUUGGGGGUUCGGGGCUUGCAUUCGUUCGAUUUGGGGAUUACGGCCCGUUGUGAUGCCUAUGCGAAGGGUUUGCUCGAGGACAAUCUGCGACGAGAUGCGGCCUCUUUGCGUGAUAACCUGCGUGCCAUUCUUUGCUCGUCUCCUGGUGAUGCUGUGCCUAUUCCCGGGUUGCGGUUGAGUAUGCCGUGUUCCAUGGAAAUUGAGGAUCAGCCAGAUCGGAAGGUGAGACCUCGACUUGCCAUCACAGCUGCUUGACCAAGAUUAGACGUCAUAUCGAUGAAUUCAGGCUAGCCCGUGCUACGAAAUUAACGGUGUUUCCCCAUCAUGAUACCCUGA